Molecule: messenger RNA, 4274 nt
Organism: Melospiza georgiana
Lineage: Eukaryota; Metazoa; Chordata; Aves; Passeriformes; Passerellidae
Gene: MICAL1
Product: microtubule associated monooxygenase, calponin and LIM domain containing 1
Exons: 26
Coding region: 282-3680 (1132 amino acids)
Molecular function (GO): protein binding; FAD binding
Source: RefSeq, a predicted model, not a curated record
UAUCGCCCGGCUGCGCCCAGCUCCGGUCCCUCCCCACGCCCGGGCCGUGCCUCAGUUUCCCCCCGUGGAGGUAUCCGCUGCAUGGAGGAAGCCGCUCACUGCAGCCCCAGCCUGCCCCGUCCCCUGCCCUGAGGCCACCGUGGCCAUCUGGGAGCAGUGGCAGGGUGACAGUUCCGUCCCUGCUGUCACCGAGUGCCAGUUUUGACAGUGCCAUCACCACCCAACAGCACCCGCAGCUGGCAGUCCUGGCACUGAGACGCCAGGCCUCUGGGUGACACGGGAUGAGUGUGCCAGCCGAGGAGCCGGGCAACCCUGCCCAUGCCAUCUUUGAGAGGUUCCUGCGAGCCGGGCAGUGCCAGGAGGUGCUGGGCUCCUUCCUGGAGCUGUGCCAGCAGCUGGGCGUGCAGGGCACGGGGCUGCAGCUCUACCACGGCCUCAAGGCUGCCCUCAACUACUGGAAUGCCAAGGCCCUGUGGAGCAAGCUGGAUAAGAAAGCUGGGCACAAGGACUACGACCAGGGCACAGCCUGUGCUGGCACCAAGUGCCUGGUGGUGGGCGCUGGCCCCUGCGGGCUGCGGGCAGCCAUCGAGCUGGCUCUGCUGGGAGCCCGCGUGGUGCUGCUGGAGAAGCGCGACUCCUUCUCCCGCAACAACGUCCUGCACCUCUGGCCCUUCACCAUCCACGACCUGCGCGCGCUCGGCGCCAAGAAGUUCUACGGGCGCUUCUGCACGGGCACGCUGGACCACAUCAGUAUCCGGCAGCUGCAGCUGAUCCUGCUCAAGGUGGCUUUGCUGCUGGGGGUGGAGGUGCACAUCAAUGUGCGGUUUGAGGACCUCGUUCCCCCCAAGGGAAAGGCAGGUGGCUGGCAGGCCGUGCUGCAGCCCAGCUCCUCUCCCCUCAGCCACUACGAGUUCGACGUCCUCAUCUCAGCUGGCGGCGGCAAAUUUGUCCCUGAAGGGUUCAAGAGGAAGGAGACGCGUGGGAAGUUGGCCAUUGGCAUCACCACCAACUUCAUCAACCGGCACAGCCGGGCCGAGGUGGAGGUGGCUGAGAUCAGCGGCGUGGCCCGAAUCUACAACCAGAAGUUCUUCCAGAACCUCUACAACAAAACGGGCAUUGACCUGGAGAACAUCGUGUACUACAAGGAUGACACUCACUAUUUCGUCAUGACGGCCAAGAAGCAGAGCCUGCUCACAAAGGGGGUCAUCCUUCAGGACAAAGCGGACAUCGAGAGCCUCCUGGCCCCAGACAACGUGAACAGGGAUGCCCUCCUUAGCUAUGCCAGAGAAGCCGCCAACUUCUCCACCAACUACUGCCUGCCCGAACUGGAGUUUGCCCUCAACCACCGGGACCUGCCGGACGUUGACAUGUUCGACUUCACGUGCAUGACGCGCUCGGAGAACGCGGCGCUGGUGCGGGAGCACAACGGGAGCCGAGUGCUCCUGGGGCUGGUGGGCGACUGCCUGGUGGAGCCCUUCUGGCCGCUGGGCACCGGCGUGGCCAGGGGUUUCCUCGCUGCCUUUGACGCAGCGUGGAUGGUGCGGCGCUGGGCGGCAGGGACACCCCCGCUGGAGGUGCUGGCUGAGAGGGAGAGCAUCUACCAGCGCCUCUCGCAGACAUCCCCGGACAACACCCACAAGAACGUCACUCAGUACAGCAUCGACCCGGCCACGCGCUACCCCAACAUCAACCUGCAGGCCAUCAAAGCCAGCCAGGUCAAGGACCUCUACCUGGUGGGCAUGGUGGAGGUGGACCACCAUGGGAAGAGGAAGAGCGACGCCCGGCUCAGCACCGUGGCCCCUGGAGCUGUGUGUGAAGAGCUGCUGAGCUGGUGCCAGGCCAGCACGGCUGGAUACCCCGGCGUGGCCGUGACCAACUUCAGCACCUCCUGGACCAGUGGCUUGGCCCUCUGUGCCCUCAUCCACCGCUUCCGCCCCGACCUGGUGGACUUUGACUCCGUGGACCCCCAGGAUGCCAUUCAGACCCACCAGAUGUUGCUGGACGUAGCAGAGCAGGAGCUGGGCAUCCAGCCCGUCCUCUCCAGUGCUGAGAUGGCCACCCUGACAGAGCCUGACUGCCUGGACCUCAUCACCUACCUCAGCCACUUCUACCAAAUUUUUGGGACCUCUCCAGAGGCAGAGGUCAGCAAGAAGCCACUGUCUCCCCCUGGCACACGAGGGGCCAUCCUCUUCCUCAGCAAGCUGCAGAAGAGCCGGAACCUGGCACACAAACGUAGCCAGGACGGUGCCCAGAAGGACGGCGAGGCCAAGAGGAGCCGCAGGGACGCUGAGCUGGACACGGGGCUGGAUGGAGACACUCCGGACAGUGCCCACGAGCUGCCACGCGCCACCGGCACGGAGCCAGGGCAGCCGCCGAGGGACAGGGCAGGGGAGAACAGCGACGCCUGCUACUUCUGCGGGCGCCGUGUGUACAUCGUGGAGCGAGCCAGCGCCGAGGGACGCUUCUUCCACCGCGGCUGCUUCCAGUGCCGGCGCUGCGGGGCCACGCUGCGCCUGGGCGACUACGCCUUCGACGAGGAGGAUGGUAAUUUCUACUGCUCGCUGCACUACCCACACCCAGCCAGCGUGGACCUGCCCCGGGAUGAGGCUUCGGCGCUGCCCGAUGGGGAUGCUGAUGCUGCUGCCCACGCGCCCUCAGAUGCUGGAAUGUCGUGUGUGUCCCCCAUGGAGUGGGCACCCAGCCCGCUGCAGCCCAUUCCAGCAGCCCCACGGGCAGGGGAAGAGCCUGGGGACGCUGAGGACGCUGCAGGUGCUGGUGACACGCAGGAGGAGCAGGAGCUACUGGCACAGCCCGGGGAGGGUGUGAGGGAACAGGAGGUUCCCAGAGCGGAGCCCCAAGGGGCAGCAGAGGAGGGUGAGGAGACUGGGGGCAGGAGGAAGAUCAUCCUCACACCGCUGGAGAAGCUCAGUCUGUCCACGCUGAACCUCACCAGUGAAGCUGAGCCCGAGCCUCCGCUGAAGCCAGCCCGUCUGAGGCUCCCAGCAGCACCCCAGGCCCUCCCUGCCCUGCGGCAGGGACAAGGCGCCUGGAAGGAGGAGGAGGAGGAGGAGGAGAAAAUUGGCAUGGAGAAAGGUUUGGAGGACAGUGACAGCGAGGAGGGGGAGGAAGAGGAGGAGGAGAAAGAGGAGGAGGAGAAAGGCCUUGGCAUUGUGAAAGAGUUGUACCCAGACCCCCGGGAAGAGGAGAAAUUCCCCACCUGGAAGCGCACCUUGGCCCGGCGGACUAGGGAGUCCCAGAUGAAGAGGUUCUGCAGAGCCCAGGCCAUCCAGAGGCGUCUGGAGGAGAUCGAGGUGACGUUCCGGGAGCUGGAGCAGCAGGGCACCAAGCUGGAGAAGCUGCUCCGGGAUGAGAAUGACAGCCUGGCUGACCAGCACACACAGUGGACAAACCAGCUGCUGUACCUGGUGCAGAAGAAGAACAACCUGAUGAGCGAGGAGUCGGACCUCAUGAUCGCGGUGCAGGAGCUGAAGCUGGAGGAGCAGCAGUGCCAGCUUGACGAGAAGCUCCGGAGCUACAUGAACAAGGAGGAUGCCCUGAAGACGCCUGAGGAUGAGAAGGCUGAGCAGGAGAUCCUGAAGCAGCUGGUGGAGGUGGUGAACAAGCGGAACAUCCUCAUCCAGCUGCAGGAGGAGAAGCGGCUCAGCGAGCUCCGCGCUUGACCCGCACGGCCCCGGGGCCACCAGUGCUCCCUGGGGACCAGCAGAGUGUGAGUGAGUGAGUCCUGGGCUGGGCACCACCCUGAGCUACCUCUGGAGGUGGCGAUGCCCCAGGUGCCAGCAGCUGCCACAGCAAAUCCAGCUCCCUGCUUGCCAAAGUCUGUCACAGAGGGACCAGAGCCGCUGGAGGACGCCCAUGUGAGGAGACACCGAGCAGCACUCGGCCCUGGGGUGCUGAGAGGGUGUUCCUGUGCAUGGCUGGAGUGCCUUUGCCUUGUGCUGGCUGGAAAACUCCCAGGGGACUGCAAAAGGGGGCUGUGGUGGCUCCCAGCAGCAAGGAGGUGACUGGCCACCCGAGACAGAUGCCACAUGGGCACCUUCAAGAAUGGUCCCUCAAAGCCACCCUGGGACAUCCUUCCCAGCUGAGGGCAUCCAUCCCAGUCUGGACUGUGCAUCUCAAGGGACAUCUGCCUGUACAAGCUGGGACCAGUGACAGACAGACUGGGCUGCUCUGCACCACUGCUUUUGGAUGCCACGUCCACGCGGCCCCCAGCUGCUGCAGGAAACCAAGGUCAGAACUCUACCAUGAGCCCCCUG